This is a messenger RNA of Trichoderma aggressivum f. europaeum, 708 nucleotides long. Its product is annotated as CAZyme family CE5. The transcript is spliced from 3 exons. The record is from RefSeq and is a predicted model, not a curated record. Bases 1 to 708 code for a protein of 235 amino acids. Gene Ontology annotation, molecular function: hydrolase activity. NCBI's taxonomy places the organism in Eukaryota, Fungi, Ascomycota, Sordariomycetes, Hypocreales, Hypocreaceae.
AUGCCAUCAGUCAAGAGCACCAUUACUUUCUUGCUGAGCCAGGCUCUUCUUGCCACGGCCAGCCCAGUGGAGUUGGAGAAGCGUCAAUGCCCCGGAAUCCACGUUUUUGGCGCCCGUGAAACCACAGCACCACCAGGAUAUGGCUCUUCUGGUACUGUUGUGAAUCUCAUUGUCAACUCUCACCCCGGCACGACAGCCGAGGCCAUCAACUACCCAGCCUGCGGUGGUCAGAGCCAAUGCGGUGGUAUUAGCUAUGCUAACUCUGUGGUGGCUGGUAUCAAUGCUGUUGUCCAGGCUGUGAACAACUAUCACAACCAAUGCCCCAACACAAAGCUUGUGUUAGUUGGAUACUCCCAGGGCGGCCAAAUCAUGGAUGAUGCGCUGUGUGGAGGAGGCGAUCCUGGAAAUGGCUACCCAAACACUGCUGUCCCUCUCUCUGCGGGAGCAGUCAGUGCUAUCCGGGCCGCAAUCUUCAUGGGCGACCCUCGCUAUGUCCGCGGACUGGCGUACAAUGUUGGAUCUUGCGCAGCCCAGGGCUUUGCUGCCCGCCCUUCUGGCUUCGUCUGCCCCAGCGGAUCAAAGAUCAAGUCGUACUGCGAUGCUUCAGACCCCUACUGCUGCAACGGAAACAACGCAAACACUCACCAAGGUUAUGGUCAGGAGUACGGGCAGCAAGCCCUCUCCUUUGUCAACAGCAAACUCGUUUGA